GACCCGGCGUGGUCUCAUGGUUGCGUGCGUGCUCUUGGAGACCACUGGUCAUCAUCCCUCGCCUCCCCGCGCCACGAAGAGACCAACCGGCGUGACGACUCGCUGACGCCACACCCUCCCUCCCCCUUUCCCCUCUCCCCUCUCCCCGGUUUGAGAGAGAGAGAGAGAGAGAGAGAGAGGGCACAUCCAGUCACCCUCCCCUCCCUCCACGAGCCACGAGACCCGUCCUGCGGCACGGGCAGCUUCAGCUUCAGUCCAAGUGACCAUUUCAUUUGGGGGGGCAUUUAGCGUGAGAGAGGGCAAAAGAAUGGAGGUUCCGCGCGUGGGACACAGCGUGAGCAGCCCCACCAGCCCCUGCGAGGACAUGAUGAAGAACCUCAGCCUGGACGCGAUCCAGCUUUGUGAUCGAGAAGGAAAUAAGUCACAGGACAGUGGCAUUGCCGAGAUGGAGGAGCUCCCAGUUCCGCAGCACAUCAAAAUCAGCAACAUCACCUGCGACUCCUUCAAAAUUUGCUGGGACAUGGACUCCAGGGCCAAGGAGCGCAUUACGCACUAUUUCAUCGACCUCAACAAGAAAGAGAACAAGAACGCCAACAAGUUCAAACACAAGGACGUGCCCACUAAGCUGGUAGCGAAGGCCGUGCCUCUGCCCAUGACGGUGAGGGGACACUGGUUCCUGAGCCCCCGCACUGAAUACACUGUGGCAGUGCAGACUGCGUCCAAACAGGGGGACGGAGACUACGCCGUCUCCGACUGGAGCGAGAUAGUGGAGUUCUGCACAGCUGAUUACUCCACGGUCCAUCUCACGCAGCUGCUGGAGAAAGCCGAGGCCAUCGCUGGCCGAAUGCUCUGCUUCUCUGUGUUCUACCGAAACCAGCACAAAGAGUACUUUGACCAUGCAAGGGAGGCCCAAAACAACAAGAUGCUGCCAUCGGUGAAGGACAACAGCGGGAGCCAUGGCUCGCCUAUCAGUGGGAAGCUAGAGGGCAUCUUCUUCAGCUGCAACACCGAGUUCAACACAGGCAAGCCACCGCAGGACUCUCCGUACGGCCGCUACCGCUUCCAGGUGCCUGCCGAGGUGCUCUUCAACCCUGGCACCAACCUGUACUUCGCCGACUUCUACUGCAUGUACACAGCCUACCACUACGUCAUCCUGGUGCUCGCGCCACGUGGCUCCCCGGGAGACGACUUCUGCAAGCAAAGGCUCCCCCUGCUGGACAUAGCUGACAACCGAUUCCUGACAUGCGUGCAGGACGAGGAUGGGCGCCUGACCUUCCGCCAUGCUCAAGACCUCAUCCUGGAGGUCAUCUACACGGACCCAGUGGACCUGAGCCUGGGCACGGUGGCAGAGAUUAGUGGUCACCAGCUAAUGAGCCUGUCCACAGUCAAUGCCAAGAAGGACCCCAGCUGCAAAACCUGCAACAUCAGCGUGGGCCGCUAGCCAACCCACUUGAUCUUCGACCCCUGGACGUCUCAUUCAACAUUGUCUUUCCUCAUCCCACCCCUUUUCCCCUGAGGUCUCUUCUCCAAACCAUCCAUAAUCUCCCUUUUGGGGCCUGAAGUUUCCUCCACGGCAGUUGUUCCCAAACCUGGUCCUGGAAGGUCCCUGCCCUGCACAUUUGGGUGUAUUUCCCGCUCAACCAUACGUAAAUUCCAAUGGGAAUGGGGGACACUUCAAAAUCCAAUUCCAAAAUGUUUGUCCUGUUCCAUUUUCCAAACUAGUUAGAGGUUGUAGGGGAAAUUGCUAAACGUGGUAAACUCUUCACGGCCAACUGUCGUAACUCAAAUGACUUUUGAAACUGUAAGUGAAAAUUUUAAAGUAAAUUUUUUUUUCCUCUUGGAAAUGUAAUUGAGUAAAAAGGACUCAAUAUUCACUUUCAAUAGUACUCGAGUAACUCAAGUAACAAACCUUCCAAAAUAAUAUGCAAAUAUAGUAACAAAGUACAAAUACUGAAGUAUUUUCCACCCAUGUGUGUCAGUCAGUAUGCUACGCUUAUUUCCAUGGUUACACUACGCUCGUUUCCCUGGUUACGCUAAUUAUUUCUAAGAACACAUUUCCCAUUACUGGCUGAAUUCUAUUACGAUGUAGAUGAAGAGGCAAAGAAAUUGCCUCACCUUCAAAACUGUCAAGCAUGACACAAAGAAACAUGUACAUAAUUUGCUGAGAGGAUAAUCAUUUCUGCCAGCAGUAACUUCAAUAACUUCACAGUACUGAGGGUGAUUUUCAGUCAUACUUACUUAAUUACAUCCACAGGCUAAUGACAAGGUCUGUCGGACAAUUCUGACACUCACUAUUUUGAGUUCCUUAUUCAAGAAACGUAAAAUUGUUUUAGAAACAAUAAUAAUAAUAAUAAUAAUAAUAAUCAUCAUCAUCAUGAUUUUUAUUUAUAUGGCACUUUUUAUGCCGGUGGCAGCUCAAAGUGCUUUACAGACAGGUGAUAGAAUAUAGUUACACAACAAAUCCAGAUGUUACAUUCAGUUUGUUCUCAUCCUAAUAAUCUACAUUCCCAUCCAUUUUGAGCCAAAGAAAAAAAAACAUCUGUCCCCAGAUGUUCUCUUUAUGAGAUCACAUCUGGCCCUGCGAGACUACUUGCGCACUAGGAGCAUGCGAUGCACAUAUUUUCCUAUUCAGUUCUGAGGUCGAGAGUUAGUAAGAUUUUUAAAGAUGUUAAAAAUAAUUCUAUUUGGCUCAGAUAAAUAAAAGUUCUCCAGUAUAACCUUUUAAAUCCUCUGACCUCUAAAAUAAACUCCAAAAAUAAAAACAACCCUUAGAAUUUAUAAUUGACUCAUGAAAAGUCAUUUGAGUGUGGGUGCAUGGAUAGCAUAAGCCCCAGCCCUUCAUGCCGUCUUUACUCUGCCAGGAUACCCCCAGAUACCUCUUUCACAGCGGUUUCCCUGAAAGAUAAUACAUGAGAGACCCUCAGAAGAGACAGAGCGUUCCUACAGGAGAUGCACUGACUUUUCGACACAGUAUUCUGUAUGAAUGAUAAGCAAAUGAAUCUGUCAUUUGUUCUGAUCAGCAAAUAAGUUGAAAACAAUUCAAUAAAAAUACCCCAAAACACUGGUGGGGCCAUCCGGUGGCUUCAGGGCCCUAAGCAGCUGUUUAUGCCGCUUAGAAAUUGACCUGGAGAACACUGCAAUGAGGAGGACAGGGUUACUCCAGGACCAGGAUUUGGAAACACUGCCCAACAGCAUGUAUCUCAGCUUUUUACCAAACAGUCUUUUCUUUUUUAGGUUAGAUACACGGUACCCCUAUUUUUCUGUGCAUUGGGACGUGUUGAUGGGAUCACCCUUCUGUCUGCUAAAACAACAUUCCUUUAAAGCCCCAUUGGCUGUGAAACAUCAAAACAAAGUUUAUAGAGCAGCGACAAAACUUUUUUUUGCCAAAGGUGACAACUUAAAGUAGGUAGCAGGUGAAGCUGCCCUAGUCGACUAAUUGUAGCCGAAUUUAACGAGGCGUUAUAGAUGUGUACUAACGAUGCACACUUUAUCAGAUCAUUCUAAAGAGCAUGGUAGACCUUCCUGCAGCAUGAAAACUAAUAAUGAAAAACUAAGACCUUAGCACUUCUAUAAUUGUUGUUCUCCAGUGUUUCCUGUUAUUUAUUCAAACUGAAACCACAUGCUGUGUUUAACACAACAAAUAAAAAAACGCAGAGAAAUAGAAAUAGAAAAAUAUUUAUUUUUUACCGGUGUAUAGAAAAUGGACGGAACCAGAAGUGCACAAUAGCGAGGACUUUUUGUGGCAAGAAAUCGAUUCACAGUAGAGCAAAAUGAAUAAAAAAAAUACAGAAAUGAAGAAAAACACACAAAUUUACUGCAUAAACCAAUGCAAAAAGGAACGUGCACUAAAAGCUAACAUUCAGAUAGAGUAGUCGGUCAUUGUGCACAUCGAAUCCGAUCUGGAACAUCAGCAAAUAUGACAUGGAACAAACCACACCUGAUUGCAGAACAAUUCAACAACUUUUUUUUUGAAGUUGGCUGGCAUGCAGAGACACUAAACACGACUGUAACAAGUCACUGCAGUCGAAACGGCGGAGAAGGAGAGAUUCAUUGUUUCAUUUGGGAGCAGAACUGCACGUGUGAAGUGCCACAUCUGCCAUUUCGCGUAUCUCCUGCUUCUGUGCUGUUACGUAGUUUCAGACCGGACGGGUCAGGUAGCUUUCAAGGGGCUUUUUAUUUGGUACCAUUUCAAUACUUUUUGAAACGUGCCCUCGCCGACCUCGUCUCACCCCUCGGAAGUGCGCUGCACCUACGUUACACACAGGUGGCCCCUCAGUAGAAGGGGAGGAAGGACCCUCAGCUAGGUUAUCCUCAGUAUACUAAUCAGCUAUCCAUGCAAACUUUGCAAUGCAAAACGAUGAACAUAACGUACAUAAAACUUGUGAAUAACUAUAAAUGUAUAUUGCCUUUAAAUUUGUUGUUAUUAACUGUGCAGCCUUUGGCUUUCUACCCAGCAAGCUAGCAGAGCAACAUGAUGAAGCUGCAGCAGCAGUCAAGCUGAGCAAAUUGAAUGCUAUGGUUUUGAAAUAACAAGCAUAUUAAAUUACGUCUGCUUUGGCUUAUAAACAUCUUUGCCCAGUUUGUGCUAGUUUUGAAUUGGAAAUGUGUCAAAGACUUCUGGGCAAGUUCUGCUGCUAAGGUUGACAGGUGUGCAGCUCAUCUAACAAACUUCAGUUAAUAAAGUAAUGGCACGGCCUUUAGGGUGGCAUUCAGGCUUCCCCAGAGCGGAUAUGCUGAGGCCAUGUGGACGAGCACAUGUUCCAGCCAGUAUUGAAACGGACGGCUCAUUUCAAAAUGUUGGAGUGUAAAAAAUGAGGACCAUUGAGCUUCAUGGUAGAGCAGAGUGACGCUGCUCGUCUGUCUCUCGGGGGCAAAAUGUUUCUUAAAAACCUGCUUUCUUUGCCAUUUAGCUUGUCCUUCAGAGGGACUGUACUAGCAAUGCUUCUCUUUUUGUGCUGCGGUCAUUCCGGUUGCUUUCCUUCAUUAUGGCGAAGUAGGUAGAUCCAUUCCGCACAUCAUUCAUGUUCUGCAUCGAUUGCCAUUGACAGCACUGUUUGUUUCAGGGAGCUACUGAGUUUGCAUAUGAUUGUAAUUCUAAGUGCUCUGGGUUAUAUUCCACAUUUAGCAUUAGGAACUGGGCGCUAGACUUGGUUAAAGCCCCUAAUCACAGACCCCUGAGGACCCCAGGCUGACUGUCAUGCCAUUAAGGACACAAACUCAGAUCAGAACAAGAAACUGAGAAAACAAAAUUGCAUAUUCAUUCAGGCUUUGGUUAUCAAAAGAAAGAAAUCUCUUCGAAAAAAACACUGUAAAGUGCCAUAUUUCAUAAGCAUAGCCCCGAUAAACACCUUUCUGUUGUUUUUUUCUUUUCUUUUUCUAUUCAAAAUACACACAAGCUGUCGGUAUCCACUGAGGUCGGAAUGAAGUAUCAGCACAAUACAGAACAGACACCUGUAUUUAUAUGGUACGUCAUGCAGUAGCCAUGUACAGGCUUUCUCUUAGAUUCAGAUAAAACCCUAUGGGCUGGUUUCCCAGACAGGAUAAAGCCUAGUCUUGCACUAAAUUGCAUGCUUAUUCUGGGUCUGGGAAACUGACCCUAUGUAUGGGGCAUAUGGGCAGCUUAAAAUAGAGUCAAUGUUAAAGUGCAUUGUAGUGUUAUUAUGGCACGAGCACAUCAAAUGUAAGAAAACAAAAGAACAUGUUUUGGUCCAAACAUCUGGGUCUGUACUGAAAGGCAAACAGGGAUAUAUAUGCACAUUUCACAUAGUCUUUGUGGUUUCCUGUUUGCUGAGCAGAACCUCCAGCAAGCGCAGUUUGGCUUUGAGGCUUUUGUACUCCUGGUACUCCUCCGCCAUCGGAAUCCGGUCAUCCUUUUGUGCAGUCCUUAUGUGAAUUAAAAGAAAAAGGAGAAAAAAAAGAAAAGCCAGAAAAGAGAGGAAGAUUAAUAGAAACCAUGUGAGCCCAACUGAGCAGUGAGAUUAAUCCUUGUGUUGCCUUAUUGAAAUAGUUUUGUACAUUGGUGGAUAUCAGCUAAACAGAGGAGAAAUGUAUUUUAUUUUCUGCGAAUACUGUGUACAGAAUCACUGUAUUUCUGUUGUGCUUUGGGCUAUUUUUUUCUCUCUUUCUCUCCCCCUGUCGUUUUCUGUUGUGUAUUGCCGACUAGGUGUGCAUUAAGCUAUCUGUAACUGAGACUCCUUGUGGAUGUUCGUCUCUUCUUUUCAUUUCUCUUCUUGUUCAUGUUUUAAGAAAAGCCAAACGUAACAUGAGUGUUCAUUAAAACGUGUUAACGCCA
This is a messenger RNA of Pygocentrus nattereri (red-bellied piranha), 6292 nucleotides long. It is a transcript of the gene phyhiplb, whose product is annotated as phytanoyl-CoA 2-hydroxylase interacting protein-like b. The record is from RefSeq and is a predicted model, not a curated record. The transcript is spliced from 5 exons. Bases 308 to 1441 code for a protein of 377 amino acids. Gene Ontology annotation, molecular function: protein binding. Gene Ontology annotation, cellular component: cytoplasm. Lineage: Eukaryota; Metazoa; Chordata; Actinopteri; Characiformes; Serrasalmidae.